Messenger RNA from Ceutorhynchus assimilis (cabbage seed weevil), 1272 nucleotides. NCBI's taxonomy places the organism in Eukaryota, Metazoa, Arthropoda, Insecta, Coleoptera, Curculionidae. The record is from the annotation of a GenBank genome assembly.
AUGGUUCUGCAUUUAAACGGUGUACCGUCGAGAUUCGUUUGGGUUCUCGCGCUUCUCGACUUUUGUGGUUCUAAUGGAUUAUUUAGCUUUACCGAGUUUGUGGUCGGGCCAAGGGUUGGUAGAGGUUUACCUAUCAAAAGUUCUACAUUAUCUAUUGCUCAACAAUUAGUAAACUCCAACGGAUACCCUUUCGAAAAACACCAAGUUACCUCUGAAGACGGAUACAUUCUCACCUUACACAGAAUACCGAGGAGCAAACACGAAACUAGCCCUUUUAAAACAAAACGACCAGUGGCCUUGUUUCAGCAUGGCUUAUUGGCUUCCUCCGAUGUAUUUUUAUUCAGAGGACCUAAUCAUGACUUACCUUAUUUGCUUGCCGACUCCGGUUACGAUGUGUGGCUUUCGAACAUGAGAGGAAACAUGUAUUCUCAAAAACACCAAAGCUUGGAUGCUGAAAAAGAUCCUGAAUAUUGGAAGUUUUCCUUACACGAAGUUGGGUAUUAUGAUUUGCCAGCAACAAUAGAUUACAUUUUAAACAAAACCAAUGAAAAAUCGCUGUAUUUUUUGGGACACUCAGUAGGAUCUACAGCUGCUUUUAUUACAGGUUCACUUAGGCCAGAGUAUAACUCAAAAAUUCGGCUACAUUUGGCUUUGGCUCCUCUUGUCUACGUUUUACACGAAAUGUCGUUUCCUCAUAAGAUAUUUUUAGGGUCUUCCAUAUCUUUAACACAAAACAUUGUAGCACGUAACAUCCUCAAUGUAUUUCCCAGAAGAAGUUACUUUUCCAAAUUCUUAGGAGCUCUGUGUGCCAACGGAGCCCCAACUCAAUUUCUAUGCUUAAUAUUCAUGUACUCACUAGUAGGAAUCGACGGGCAGCAAUUCAACAGCAGUUACAUACCAGAAUUCCUGUCCUAUUUUCCGGCAGGAAGUUCCGUCUAUCUGACCUCGCACGCUAUGCAAAUUUACGCAGAAGGUGAUUUUCGUCCUUUGGAUUACCAAAAUCCGUUUACCAAUUUGCAAAAGUACCGACAAGUUGCGGUACCAACUUAUAAUAUCAGUUUGAUCAGUCAUCCUGUGUCUUUACAUUUUGGAGAUGGGGAUACUCUGGUAACUGAAGAAGAUUUAGCCUUUACUGAAAGUAAACUGCCAAACGCUGUUGGAAGUUACCGAGUGCCUUUUGAAAAUUUCAACCAUAUGGACUUCAUGGUGGGGUCGGAUGCCAAAGAUUUAGUUUAUAAUGAAUUGAUUUUGUUGAUGAAUAAACACAGAUAG